AUGAUGGAAGAGGAUUCUCACAAGCUUGAAGAGAAGGCACAAGCCCAAGAGAAUGACAAGGAGCGCCUCAGGGGCAAGUAUGUGCCCAUCAAGCUGCUCGGGCCCAUUGCGGUCACGGGAGUCUCCGCGAAGCUGGCUGCUCAAGAAUCGACAAAUGAAGAUCUAUAUGAUAUACCGCCGGCACUACGACGCGCUGUGUACCGACAUUUCCGCCAAAAGCUCGUGGCGUCCAUCAGGGGUCGGAUCCCGUCAAUACUUCAGUCUUUCGCUAGACUGUGCGACCGAGUGAAGAUUGGGCGUACUUCAAACGAUGUAAAGAUUCUCAAAGAGCAGGGUAUAUCAGUCAUUGGUUGCACGUUGACCGGACUCACCAAGUAUCGCGCUCUUAUCGCAGCUUUGGAACCCAAGGUUCUGCUGGUUGAAGAAGCUGCAGAAACUCGCGAGCCUAAUAUCGCUUCAGGCCUCUUCCCGUCUUUGGAUCAGCUCAUCCUCGUCGGUGAUCAUCAACAGCUAGUACCCAGCGUUGACGCAGACAUUCUUAUGGAGCACCCAUACAAUCUACACGUGUCGCUGUUUGAAAGACUGUGGUUCAGGCAUGAAUGGCCUGAAUCACGCUCAGAAAACAUGUCCUACGACAACUUAGAAGAGGCCAAGAUGAUCGCAGGGUUUACCCAAUAUCUUGUGCAGAACGGUCUCCAACCUGCCGACAUUGCUAUUCUGAGCUUUUACAACGGCCAGGUGGAGCUCAUCCAGAGGAUCCUGGCGAACACAACGUACUUCAAGGAGAAACACGCUCAUCAACGCUGGUCCGACGUUGUCCGAACCGUCGAUGGAUUCCAAGGCGAGCAAAACGAGGUCGUUAUCCUUUCCGUGCCGUGCAAAACGGGCCAGAAGAUUGGGAGAAUGUUCCUGGGGGAGGUUGUAGCACGCCGUGUGGAUGGACCUGCCCCGAGGGCCAUCAGUCUGCCCAUGGUUCAACGAAAGAUGGCCAAAUCGAGGACAAGUACCAAGGUGACUGCCAGCCAGCAUAUGUCUGCCACAGGUGAUCUGGGGGGCUCAAAUGUCCAAUACAGGCACCAGCCCGGAUGGGAACCCGCAGCAAUCUCCCGCAAUGACAGGAUAGCGCGAGCACAGUCAACAUCUCCGCAGAAGAGACAGCCUAUGUCCUCAACAGAUGAGCCUUCCCAGAGUUUCAGAGAGCUCUACUGCCAGGGUGGGCCGGCUGGCAACGAUGACGGACAUUUGGAAGCCCCAGCUCACCAUGAGCGGCCCAGCAUUACUGAGACGUAUGUCAAGACGUGUGUUGCUAGAGAUGGGCAGCGGGUCAUGAAGAGCACCAGUCGCCACACGCACAGCCGCACUCCGACGGAGAAAUGGGAAACGGUGGAGCUUAUAGAGGGUUUGCAGGUUGAAGGGAAGCCAAAAGUGAAAGAGAUGGAUGAUGUGGCGGAGGAUCUCAUCUCCUUCAAGGAUCUGGACUUGUAA
Emericellopsis cladophorae is the source of this 1485-nucleotide messenger RNA. RefSeq lists its product as uncharacterized. Gene Ontology annotation, molecular function: helicase activity. NCBI's taxonomy places the organism in Eukaryota, Fungi, Ascomycota, Sordariomycetes, Hypocreales, Bionectriaceae. Gene Ontology annotation, biological process: regulatory ncRNA-mediated heterochromatin formation. The transcript is spliced from 5 exons. The record is from RefSeq and is a predicted model, not a curated record. Bases 1 to 1485 code for a protein of 494 amino acids. Gene Ontology annotation, cellular component: nuclear RNA-directed RNA polymerase complex.